Molecule: messenger RNA, 774 nt
Organism: Saprolegnia diclina VS20
Lineage: Eukaryota; Oomycota; Saprolegniomycetes; Saprolegniales; Saprolegniaceae
Exons: 1
Coding region: 33-713 (226 amino acids)
Source: RefSeq, a predicted model, not a curated record
GCCAGUGAGUUGCAAAGGUUCAGAAUCGCACGAUGGCUCGUCGACUCGUCACGGUCGCCUUCACCAUCCUCGCGAGCUGCGUGAGUUUCGCAGAGGGCGGAUGUCAUGAGUGCGCGAAGGACGGCGACUGCUCCGAGGCGUUCAAGGGCGCGUCUGGCCACUACUGCGGGCCGUACCAGGACACCGAUUGCUGCUGCCCGCAGGGAGCGCAGUGCUUUGUCUCGCCGUACUUUUGCCAAUGCCUGCACAUCCCGACGUUCAUAGCCCCAACGCCACCGCCCGUAGGCGAGACACCCGAGGCAAAUACCGUCAAGCAGCACGAGGUGCUCGGUAUCGCUUUGGUCGUCAUCCUCGUGUGGUGUAUUCUCAAGCGAUGCCGCAAAAAGCGCGAAAUGCGCCGCCGCGCCGAGUACAUUCACCUCUCCGAGGUCUCUCGCCCACAAUACGAGUAUGCAAGCCAGCCCAACUAUGGGUCCAACCAGAGCCAGCCGCCCUUUUACCAAUACGCACCACCCAACACCGGUCCAAGCCAACCGUAUGCCAUCUACUUGCCGCCAACAUCCCAACAACCGCUGUCGUAUGCCCAGCAAGCGCUGCCGACCGAAGGCUACGGGCAGCAGUCUGCCUAUCCUACCCAGCAGAUCUCGGCCAUACCCAUGGCGAUUCCAGUCGACAGGCAACCGACGACAAGGUCGGAAAACAAGUUCGACUAAAAUUCCGUCAACGAAUUGCCGUAUUGUUGUUGUUGUUAAAAGAUCAACGCUCUAAAAGCCA